ACUGCUGGCCUGUGGCUAUGAGUGCUCACUUCUGAAGCUUUAUGUCUGAUGUUUAAAUUCCCUUUAACUGAUGUCAUCCCUGUUUACAUGAAAAAGACACGGUUUAUUACCACUCGAUGCAGUUCUAGAAGAUUCAGGCAGAAGUUUGCAUGGCUAUAUAAAUGCUGUUGUGCUGCACUAGAUCAGUAUCAUAGACAGAUGCUAUAAGUAACACUUCUAUAGGAAGGCGCUUACAUUGACAGACUGUAACACUACUUUGUAUUAGUUUUCCUGGACACUGCAAAGAAACUUUUUGUUGCUGAAACUUUUGCUGUGAGUCUAACGUAAUCAAGAACAGUGAGAAUGUCGAUGGUCAGACAUAUACCAGUGCGAUGGGAGUCGGACUACUGGUCCAGGCCGUAUAUGUUCCAGAACUCCAUGUUACCAUCCAGUUCAGGAUUUCCACCUCAUCCUCCUCCUAGCUACCCUGUUGAGCCUUUUUCUCCAGUUUGGACCUCCUCUGGAUUGAGUGAGAGAACCUUCCCUUUGGAAAAUCCAAGCCGCAGAUGGAAUCACAUGGAAGAUAGCAACCAGAUGAGCAGCAUAAACCAGGAUAUGAAACGCAUGGGUAGCGAAAUGAAUCGUAUGAUGCAAGGCAUGCGUAAUCAAUUUCCAGUUCCAUCAACUGUGGAUGAUUGGAGGCUGUCAGAAAAUUUUCGCAUGGACAAUCCAGUCAGGGAAGAUAAUGAUGGUUUUCGGAAAUUUCAUCUCCAGUUUGAUGUCAGGCAAUUCAAACCAGAGGAAAUAAAUGUGAAAACUAAUGGAAACCAACUCACUGUGCAUGCUAAACACGAAGAAAAGGAUUCAGGGAAAAAUGUUCACCGGGAAUAUUGUCGCCAGUAUGUCAUUCCUCGAGAAGUCAAUCCUGAACAUCUUAUAUCUAAAUUGAGCACUGAAGGUAUGCUGACCAUUGAAGCCCCCCUUCCUGCUCUGCAGGGGCCUCGGGACAAGAUGAUCCCCAUUGAGCACAAAAAGUAAACGGUGUACAGAUUGUGUAAAAUACAGUUGUGGUGUUGAUAUAAUAGUGUUUCACAGUUAAAUUAAUUGCCUUGCAUGUCAAGCCAGAUAACUUUAAACCAAUUCAUUUUUAAGGAAAAAAGAAUUUUCUCCUAAAUAUGUGUAUUUAUUAACAUGUUGUGCACCCAUUUGUUGUCUUAAGUCAUAAGAAGUUGUGCUGUUACAGUAUCAUUAUUUAAAUUGUAUAAUUAGGCCUAUUUAGCUUUUUAUAGAUUUCAUGAAAACUUGGGCAACUUAUUUAAAUUUAACUUGCCUUUAUUGUAUUUUGUAUAAAAAUUUAAGCGAAUGGGGAGAAAUUUAAUUAUUAAUAUUCCUACUAAUUCAAUAUGCAUUUGUAUGAUGCAUAUUUAAUGUAGAUCUGAAAGUUUAUUAAAUACAUCUGUGGAUUGUACAUGUGUAUGUAUAACUUUCCAAUAUAUUAUUUUAGUAUAGAGAAAAUAGAUAAAAGUGUUAUACAUGUAUGUAGUACGUAGGCCUAAUUAUAAUUACCCUGCAAUUUUUUGAUCUGGUUGGGAAAUCGUUCUUUGUUAUAAAAAAAGAAAGAAUUGUUUAUGAUUGUUUUUGACUGGUCAGACUUACUUAAUUGUUUAUGAUUGUUUUUGACAGGUCAGACUUACUAAAUUGUUUAUGAUUGUUUUUACCUGGUCAGACUUACUAAAUUGUUUAUGAUUAUUUGUGACUGGUCAGACUUACUGAAUUGUUUAUGAUUGUUUUUGACUGGUCAGACUUACUAAAUUGUUUAUGAUUGUUUUUGACAGGUCAGACUUACUAAAUUGUUUAUGAUUAUUUGUGACUGGUCAGACUUACUGAAUUGUUUAUGAUUAUUUGUGACUGGUCAGACUUACUAAAUUGUUUAUGAUUAUUUGUGACUGAUCAGACUUAUGGUUGACAUUUUAUGACAAAGUUUUCCAGCAUACAUAUUUAAUUACCGUAAAAACCUAUGCCCUUUUUUUCAGAAAUUUAAUACUCAAAGUGGGGGGUGCGUAAAA
Messenger RNA from Mizuhopecten yessoensis (Yesso scallop), 2045 nucleotides. RefSeq names its product alpha-crystallin B chain-like. NCBI's taxonomy places the organism in Eukaryota, Metazoa, Mollusca, Bivalvia, Pectinida, Pectinidae. Bases 343 to 1017 code for a protein of 224 amino acids. The transcript has a single exon. Gene Ontology annotation, molecular function: protein folding chaperone. The record is from RefSeq and is a predicted model, not a curated record. Gene Ontology annotation, biological process: response to heat; protein refolding.